GCAAUUCGCUUCGUUCGCUCGCAACGAUUGUACGUUCCAAAGCAAAAAGUGAAACGCAAACUUUUCAAAUAACAUUGACAAUGGUUGUGAAACUAGAAACAGUGACCGCGAUGUACGCCGAUGUUUACCCGGCGUUGCCGAAGUCCCGUCGCGACAUGGAGUGCAUGACAUCUGACUGUCCGAGACGCCAGAAGCCUCGUUGUACCGCUUUACCGGCGCUGGUGGAGGAUGACUCCGAGAUUGAAGCAUACACACCUGAACCGAAGUCCUACAUCCUGCAUACUGAAUUGAGAAGACAGAAGUCGCUAUCGCCUCAGCGCCGCGAGAGGAUGCGGCGGCAGCUGGCUCUUCCUUCCCUUUCUGAAGACGAGGAGCCUUGAUCGGCUUGCGAUUGAAGUUGGAAUGAAGUUUCGAAGCUCCCUGGGGCCGGCAGCUCGCCAAUUUCCACCGGGGAUGAGGAGUGACCUGAAAGCGCACGUGGAGAUUGAACAGCCUGUAAUGGGGUCGUCCCAGUGUUGGACCAGUUUCAGUCGCGACUUCGUGAGUGAUUCAGUCAAGGUGAUUGGACAUACUAGUGGCAGAUUGAAAAACUUUUGUGAUGUGUAACCAAAUAGCUGCAAUACCAAAGCGUUAAAAUACAAAUAA
Achroia grisella is the source of this 645-nucleotide messenger RNA. RefSeq lists its product as uncharacterized. NCBI's taxonomy places the organism in Eukaryota, Metazoa, Arthropoda, Insecta, Lepidoptera, Pyralidae. The transcript has a single exon. The record is from RefSeq and is a predicted model, not a curated record. Bases 81 to 380 code for a protein of 99 amino acids.